GGGAAACAUCCCGAGGAAAACUCUAACGAACUCUCCCAAAAAUGGCCGAACGAAAAGGCAGAAAAGCUAAGAAAAUCUCAGUUUUGAACAUUUCAAACACAUAGAAAAAGAGAGAGAGAGAAGAUCUGAAAGAAGAAUGAGCAGCGAAGAAGAGAAGACGGUGUGUGUGACAGGAGCUUCAGGUUACAUUGCUUCGUGGAUCGUCAAGCUUCUCCUUCUCCGUGGCUACACCGUUAAAGCCUCUGUUCGUGAUCCAAAUGAUCCGAGGAAAACAGAGCAUUUGCUUGCGUUAGAAGGUGCAGAGGAAAGGCUUCAAUUAUUCAAAGCAAACUUGUUAGAAGAAGGCUCCUUCGACUCAGCAAUCGACGGUUGCCAAGGAGUUUUCCACACUGCAUCACCAUUCUAUCACGAUGUCAAAGAUCCUCAGGCUGAGUUACUUGAUCCAGCAGUGAAAGGAACAAUUAAUGUUCUAAGCACUUGCUUGAAGACUCCCUCUGUUAAGAGAGUCGUCUUAACCUCAUCUAUAGCAGCUGUUGCUUUCAAUGGAAUGCCUCGAACACCCGAUACCAUAGUUGAUGAAACUUGGUUCGCCGAUCCUGAAUAUUGCAGAGCUGCCAAGCUAUGGUAUGUACUCUCCAAGACAUUAGCUGAAAAUGCAGCGUGGAAGUUCGCGAAAGAGAACGAUAUGCAGCUGGUUUCGAUAAAUGCAGCAAUGGUGAUUGGUCCUCUUUUACAGCCAACGCUCAACACUAGUGCUGCUGCAGUACUAAGCUUGAUCAAAGGAGCACAGACGUUUCCUAAUGCGACAUUCGGGUGGGUUAACGUCAAAGAUGUAGCAAACGCUCAUAUUCAAGCGUUUGAGAAUCCAGAAGCUAAUGGAAGAUACUGUUUAGUGGAGAGAGUUGCUCAUUACUCUGAGGUUGUUAACAUUUUGCAUGAUCUUUACCCUGAUUUUCAACUCCCUGAGAAGUGUGCAGAUGAAAAGAUAUUUAUUCCAACCUACAAAGUGUCAAAAGAGAAAGCAGAGUCUCUUGGGGUUGAGUUUGUGCCAUUGGAGGUUAGCAUAAAGGAGACUGUUGAGAGUUUGCAAGACAAAGGGUUCAUCAGAUUCUGAGUUUCAUGCCAGAACCAGACUUGGAUGUGUUUGUGUUUCCUUCCUUCCCAUGUUUCUACUUUUUAAUUUGGUUGUGGUUAUUUUCCUUAAUUUAAUUCUGGAGUGCAUGUGUUGCCUAUGACAUUUUGAAAGUUUGUUUUUGCAGAAUUAAACUAUUUUGUUCUCAUUGGAAUUUGUAUUUGCAUGUAAUUUGGUGUAUAAUUAUUUCCUAAUAAGUAAUGAGUCUAUAUGUCAACAAGUGAUAUUUGCCUCAUUUUAUCAC
Messenger RNA from Raphanus sativus (radish), 1376 nucleotides. Its product is annotated as phenylacetaldehyde reductase. Gene Ontology annotation, molecular function: oxidoreductase activity, acting on the CH-OH group of donors, NAD or NADP as acceptor. The transcript has 6 exons. The record is from RefSeq and is a predicted model, not a curated record. Lineage: Eukaryota; Viridiplantae; Streptophyta; Magnoliopsida; Brassicales; Brassicaceae. The coding region runs from base 137 to 1114 and encodes 325 amino acids.